This is a messenger RNA of Fusarium sp. VM40, 750 nucleotides long. Lineage: Eukaryota; Fungi; Ascomycota; Sordariomycetes; Hypocreales; Nectriaceae. The record is from the annotation of a GenBank genome assembly.
AUGGGUUCACAGAUUGCAGACCCUGAUGAGAUUACUGUGCUUGUCACAGGCUUUGGUCCCUUCAGGGAGCAAUACCCCAUUAACCCCUCAUGGGAAAUCGCAAGCUCCCUGCCAUCAUAUCUUCCUCCGCUACGAGCCAAGGAUCCUAGCUCGAGACAUGCGGUCGCUGUUCUACCAAAGGUGCGCAUUGUAGUACACCCGCAGCCUAUCCGGGUCAACUACAAGACAGUGAGAGGUCUAGUGCCGUCCCUCCACGACUCGGCACAGCGGUUCGAUGUUGUUCUUCACAUUGGAAUGGCUGGACCGAGGCCCUUCUACUCCAUUGAGAGGAGGGGCCAUCGUGAUGGGUACAAACAUCCCGACGUCGAUGGUGAAAUGGUAGAUAGCGAAGAGGAGCGCGAGAGCAGUGACUGGCCAUGGCGAGGACCGCCCGAGGAGAUCGAGACAGACUUGAACCUGGAUGAGGUUCUCCCGUUAUGGUGCGGACAUAGCCCGAAUGCGGACCUGCGCAUUUCCGAAGACGCAGGUCACUUCUUGUGCGACUUUAUCUACUACUCCAGCCUCUCAGAGCUAUGGAAGCUGCAGCGUCCUAGAAAAGCGCUAUUCCUCCACGUCCCAGCAGAUGCCACGCCUGAGAGCGUUGAGAAGGGGAGGGAUCUGACAUUGAAUCUGAUAAGGUCUAUUGUCGAGAGCGAGAUUGUUGCUAAGAAUAGCUCACAGGGGGGACAGACUGGUGAUGGGGAACUGUGA